This is a messenger RNA of Brassica oleracea var. oleracea, 1833 nucleotides long. RefSeq lists its product as uncharacterized. Bases 1 to 1833 code for a protein of 610 amino acids. Gene Ontology annotation, molecular function: zinc ion binding; nucleic acid binding. The transcript has 3 exons. The record is from RefSeq and is a predicted model, not a curated record. NCBI's taxonomy places the organism in Eukaryota, Viridiplantae, Streptophyta, Magnoliopsida, Brassicales, Brassicaceae.
AUGAACAAACGCUUUGUUCCUGGUCAUUACAGUAGGGAGGUUCAUCAGAAACUCAUGAGAAUUACCCAGGGAACAAAAGGUGUAGAAGACUACUACCAAGAGAUGGAAAUCCUGAUGGUGAAAGCUGCUGAAGAGAGUCAUGAGGAAUAUGUGGAUAUCUAUGAGUUUUUACACAAGGAAAUUCUCAAUGAGAAGCAGAUGAAGAGGAAACCGAAUCCUAAAAGCUCUUAUGGUAACACCACCAGACCAUCCUAUGGUAAAGAAGAUAAAGUGUUUGUGAAACCAAAAGAAGAACCAAAGGCGUCUGGUCAGGGUGACCAAGGAAAAGCACCGGCCACAAGAAACAAAUAUGUGAAGUGCUUCAAAUGCCAUGGUUUUGGUCACUAUGCCAGCGAGUGUACUAACAUGAAAGUCAUGAUCUUCCUUGAGAGUGGAGAACUGAUCUCUGAGGAUGAGAAGGAUGAGGUUAGUGAGGAAGAAGUUGUAGGCUAUCCAGUGUGUGGAGAGCUUCUGGUCACUAGAAGAUCCUUGAAAGUUCAGUCCAAACCAGAGGAGCAUGAUCAAAGAGAGAAUCUCUUCCAUACUCGUUGCAUUGCUUAUGAUAAGGUUUUCAGCCUGAUUAUAGAUGGUGGAAGUUGUUCUAAUGUGGCUAGUGAAUCUCUUGUGGCAAAGCUUGGUCUAAAAACUGGAAAACAUCCAAGACCUUAUUUGCUUCAGUGGCUGAAUGAAGAUUGCGAGUUGAAGGUCACAGACCAAGUUAUGGUUCAUAUAACCAUUGGGAGAUACCAAGAUGAGAUAGUUUGUGAUGUUCUGCCUAUGGACUCUAGCCAUUUUCUCCUUGGAAGGCCUUGGCAGUAUGAUAAGAAAGCCAUUCAUGAUGGGUUCACAAAUCGUCAUUCUUUCACCCAUAGAGAUAAGAAGAUUGUUCUAGCUCCCUUAUCACCUCAGGAGGUUCAUCAAGACCAAGUUCAACUCCAGCUCAGAAGACAAGAAGCUAUAGAGAAAGAAAAAUCACAUGAAGAAGCUAUAGAGAAAGAAAAAUCACAUGAUGGAAAGAAAGACAAGGAGAUUCACCUCAUGGCCAAAAACAAUGAGGUUAAGAAAGCUAUGUAUCUCCAACAGUCUAUACUUUUGUUUGUCUUUAAAGAUGCACCAAUGACUUCUUCUGAGUAUGAACCGGUGCUACUGAGUGAGUUUAAGUUUCUUUUGAAGAAAUUUUCUGAUGCAUUUCCAGAAGAGAGCCCCAAUGGACUGCCACCAAUUAGAGGGAUUGAACACCAUAUAGAUCUUGUUCCUGGGGCUUAUCUUCCCAAUCGGCCAGCUUAUAGAAUCAACCCUGAAGAGACUAAGGAACUGCAGACACAGGUUGAUGAGUUGAUGGAGAAAGGCCACAUCAGAGAAAGCAUGAGUCCAUGUGCAGUUCCAGUACUCUUGGUGCCAAAGAAAGAUGGAAGUUGGCGCAUGUGUGUAGACUGCAGAGCCAUCAACAAUAUCACUGUAAAGUACAGACAUCCUAUCCCUAGACUUGAUGACAUGUUAGAUGAAUUGCAUGGUUCAUGUGUGUUCUCUAAGGUUGAUUUAAAAAGUGGAUAUCAUCAGAUUAGGAUGAAAGAGGGAGAUGAGUGGAAAAUUAUUUUUAAAACCAAACAUGGGUUAUAUGAGUGGCUUGUUAUGCCAUUUGGUCUCACAAAUGCACCUAGUACAUUCAUGAGAUUGAUGAAUCACGUCCUAAGAGCAUUCAUAGGCCACUUUGUUGUAGUUUACUUUGAUGACAUUUUGAUCUACAUCAAAAGUUUGAAUGAGCAUGUGUGUAACACCCCCGAACCGUUUUAG